Messenger RNA from Hermetia illucens (black soldier fly), 1052 nucleotides. Its product is annotated as kelch-like protein 8. Gene Ontology annotation, molecular function: protein binding. The transcript is spliced from 4 exons. Bases 112 to 966 code for a protein of 284 amino acids. The record is from RefSeq and is a predicted model, not a curated record. Lineage: Eukaryota; Metazoa; Arthropoda; Insecta; Diptera; Stratiomyidae.
UGUGUGGAGUUAACAAGUGCAUCUUCUUGUUUUCCCGAAGUGUUGUUGCUUCUUAGAUAUUUUUCCUUCUCAAAGUCGAAAGAAUUGGAAAACGAUUUUUGAUUUAGUGAGAUGGCAUCAGAAACUUCAGCAGUUGAAACAGGCAUUUCUAAAGAUUUCGCUGAAAAAUUAACUCUGGACACAGAUUCAACAUUCUACAUUCUCUCACGAUGCACAAAGGGUUAUUUAUAUGAAUUCAAUAUCAAUACAGAAUCGUUUAUCCAAAGUGCUAGUCGUCCUCCCUUAACCAGAUGUGCAAUAGCGAAGUACAAUAACCUGAUCUAUGUGGUAGCUGGUCAGCGAGAAGAGAAACCAAGUGACGCUGCUCUAAUCUACGAUAUAAACAAAAAAUCCUGGACUGAACACAAUAUCCCCAUUGGUAACUCGUUCCUUACAGUUUGCACCGUAGGCGACCAAAUGUACCUGUUUGGAGGCAUCGAUAGUAGUGAAACCCCACAGAAUACUUGCUUUCGUUACGAUUUCGAAACAGAUCGUUUAAUGAAACUUGCAGACAUGGAAAAAUAUAGAGGACAAUGUGCUGUCGCUUAUUACAAUUCCUCUAUAUAUGUGAUGGGAGGAUUUAGUUGUUGGUUUAACAAUGCCGUAGAGCGCUAUGAUCCCAGAGAAGGCAAAUGGUCAAGAGCAGGCGAAAUUAAUGGUGGAGGAGCAUGUUCUUCAGCUUUAGUAAAGGAUACUGUUCACGUCAUAAAUACCUACACUGGAAAAUAUUGUAGCUUCGAUCCACGAUCCUUACGUGGUGCUCCCGAAAAGUAUUUAGGAUUUGAAGGAAAGCAAUGGCUUGCCUCCAUGGAUAAUAAGCUAUAUUUACUUCAUUUUGGAGGAAUUAGUGUUUACGAUGAAGCCGAUGAUAAGUGGGCAAACGUUCUAAACUAUACAUUUUAUAAAUGUCCAGCUUUUAUAUGUUGAUUUUGAAUAUUUACUGAUUUUUUGUUAUGUUAUUCUGAAAUUCAGACCACAAUAAUUGUUUUUUUAUAAAAUUUAUAUUUAUGCCA